UCUCUGCCAGCUUGCCGCGAAACACGCGCGUACUGGCAGUAUACACGUAAAUAAAAUACGAUAUCGAAUACGAAAAUUACUAAUAAUUAAACAUUUAGAUAUUGCUUUUAAAAUAAUUUUCAGUGGCCAGUGUUGUGUUUUAAAAUCGAAAUAUACAAUUUUGAACUUAGAAUAGUGCAUUUGACAUUUUCUGCAUUUAUAGAUAAGGUGAAGUAUAGGACCAAAUGAACAGUGAUUAAUUAAUGAAAUAGACAAGAUAUUUGUGAACGAGUGUGCGUGAUAGUGUCACUAUGGGUUAUAAACAUUUUUUGUUGGUGUGUGCGAUCAUGUGCGCGUAUUAUGUGACGGUAACUGCACAGGUGUCCGGAGUGCGGAUUCCGUUGACCAGGUUCACGUGUCGCGGGCGAGCGUCUGGUUACUACGCUGAUAUCGAGACAGGAUGCCAGGUAUACCACAUGUGCGAUGGACUCGGGCGGCAGUUCAGUUACAGCUGCCCCAACACCACGCUCUUUCAGCAGCGGAUGCUGAUCUGCGACCACUGGUACAUGGUCAACUGCUCCAAAGCCGAGAGCGACUACAGUGCCAACCUUCUUAUUGGUCAACGUGACAAACCGUUCGUGUCUGAAGAAGAGAUGCGGCUGAGGACUCCGCGUCCAGACAUCUUGUCGGUGCCGCCCAAUAAUAACUAUUAUGAUGGACUGAAGCAAGCCGAAUCCAAGUUCCCCAUCCACCCAGGCAACAGUAUCGUCGGCGUCGCUGACACGAUAACGACCAGCAAUGACCUAGACAGCGGGAAGAACAACUACAGGCCUCCGACCUCCUGGUCCACAGGAACCGGGGUCAAUGGCCAGAGCCGACCUGAUUCCUCUUCCAACCAGGACAAAGCCCAAGAUAUAGCUGGCGCAGCUUCUGACAAUAUCACACCCACAUUCAAUACUCCAACGAAUUCGUUCGGACCUUCGACAGAAAGGUUCUUUAGAAGCACUGAUAGACCAAGGAUUCCGACACCAUCGCAAGACCUAAGCCCACCAAAAAGUCCUUCCACUACCACAGAACAGCCAUCAUCAGAAGAAUUUGAUCUUGACGUGAGAAUGAAGGAGUCUUCCGAAGACCCAGUUUACAACUUCAUAAAACGAUUCGAUCCUAACUCACCUGAUUCUAUAAAAACUGCCAUGUCGAAAUCUGAAAUUAUUAAUCUCAAUCAACAUCUACCAGCCGGGCAAGUCAGCGCUGAAGAAGAAAGGACGCCAAGGAAGAACGAAAACAAUGACGCAUUUAAUACAGUUCAUGGAAAUAACGAUAAAAAAUCCAUGACUGCAUCUAGAUUCGACACAGUUAAUUUGAAACCAUCUCCGACGACGCCCUCUACACAAUUCACGACGGAACCGACUACAAACAUCCCAACCCCUCACAGGGAACUAGUCCCUCCUAAAGAAGAGUACCUCCAAGAACCUUCAACGACUGUAGGACCACCGAUUUAUUACGAAUGGAAGUGGGCCGUGCCAGCGUUUGAUUUGGAACCACCGAAGCAGAAUAAUGAGACGUCUACGGAGAAGCCGAAAGGCAAGGUCCAAGGUCGCAGCCCUUUCAGCAGCGUGACGAGACCUUCGCCAGUAACAGUAGACCCUACUCCGAGCAACGUCGAGUACAAUACUAGUUCUUACUUCGUUCCCGACUACGUUUUCCCUUUAGACAAUCCGCAUCCAGGUUACGAAGGCGAGAAUUCCCAGACAUCCUUCCAAGUUAAAAUCAGUCAAUCUAAUUUUGGGGAGAACCCUAACUGCCCCCAGUGCCACCCCGCGUACCUUAAACCUGGUACUUGCGAGCCCUGUAUAGUAAAACGGUAACAUAUUUUGUAGAAACCUGCGCAUAGUUAUUUUAAAGCCAUAAUUACUAAGUAAUCUUUUGUACUUUUAUUUCCAGUGUCAUCGUAUCUAGACUAUUUUUUAUACAUAGAGAUAAUCAUGUUAUUAUUUAUUUUUAUGUACUAACGUUGCCUAUUUUCUUAUUUGUUGAUGCGAUUUAAUUAUCUGUACUAAAACAAACUAAAUAGUUAAUUAAUGCAACAGUUUUCUGUAGGUAAUUGUUUUAUAUCAAUGCCUAUUUGCUUGUUGGCCCCGCUACGUCGACCUUUACUAAAGCAGGGUAUGUUUUAUAAAUAUUAAUAAUUUGAAACAUUUUUAACCACCGAUGACUUAAGACAAUGACAAAAAAUAAUAGUCGUUGUAGUCAAACUUAACAAUCCAGAUACAUUUUCUAUAAUAAUAUAACUAGAAUAAUUUAUACCUAUCAUCAAAUUUAUCGUACGUUAGUACGGUACGACAUGAUUAGUAUUUAAUAAAGAGGCAUGUAAUAUUACAGUAUAGUCCGAAUAAGCCAAUGUUACUUUAAGCCAUAGAAUUAGCAGUUAGUAGUACAAAUGUCUACUCAUUAAAAUAAAGUUGAAGAGUUCGUACUUGUCCAUUUUGAAAAAAUAUGUUUUGCGUAACUGGCAAACCAGAGGAAACGGGAGAUAAUUCAGGCCUAAAGUCUCAACAAUAAUAUGGACUCUCUUUUAAUGCGAGAAUAUGAUAAAACUUAUUCUCGCAUUUUAUACAAUCACUGUACAUACUCAAACGAACGAUCAAUCUGCUGUAGGUACAGCUUGAUUGAUCGGGAAGUCCCGAAAGAAGUAUAUUUUCUAAUUUCGUGAUAAAUUUUCACGAGAAGCGAUGGACAAAGUAUAUUAUUAAGGUGUACGCAACGCUUAUUUUAGGCCUACAUACAGAAUCAACGUAUGUUUCUAAACGAACAUAUAAUUGCUCGUUAGGUUUCCUACCUAAUUAUAGAUGUGUAUAUGUAGUUACUAUAUUUUUUAACUUUUUGUACAACUGUGCAUAAAAUCUACUAGUUCAUAAUAAAUUGUUUUAUAAUACAA
This is a messenger RNA of Plodia interpunctella (Indianmeal moth), 2917 nucleotides long. It is a transcript of the gene js, whose product is annotated as jiangshi. The record is from RefSeq and is a predicted model, not a curated record. NCBI's taxonomy places the organism in Eukaryota, Metazoa, Arthropoda, Insecta, Lepidoptera, Pyralidae. The coding region runs from base 291 to 1847 and encodes 518 amino acids. The transcript has 6 exons. Gene Ontology annotation, cellular component: extracellular region. Gene Ontology annotation, molecular function: chitin binding.